CAUAAAUUUCGCUGCAACGAAAUAAAAAAGCACAUUCAUAGACACUAGCCAAAGAAAACAGAUCCGAAAUUGGAGAAGUCUUUUCAAGAAGCGAAGAAUUUCAAGUAAGUGAAGAAAUUUUAGUUUUAAUUUCCAGUCAAGUCAGAUAAUUUUAAAUCAUAAAUUCGUUACGUUACAGCAGCUUCUUUUUCCGUUUUAAGAUUUAAAGUUUUAUGGUUAAUUUGACACUUUCUUUUUUUAUUGAUAAAUAAAAUUCAUAAGUUUUAUGAACAUUUCCUUUUGACUCAGUUUUAAAAAAAGAUGGCAAUACUUUAUUAGCUUAGCAUCUCGUGAAGAUUACUAAACUACAUGUUUUUUGAGAAACUCGGAUAACAUUGGAUAACGAGAUCGCAAAAAUGCGGUAGUUGCAAUUUGAUAUAUCUGUAACUCUCACGACGUUACCACGUCAAAAAUUUUAUUCAAGAUCGGUUGUGUUUUAUAACCAAACUGAGUUCGUGACUAGCAUGGUUUUUAACUCUGCCAACAAUAGAAAUUUUUUCUGAAUGUUAAACUUCUAGAUAAUCACACCAAACAAGAAUCGGUCCAGAAAACUGAUGGAAAUUGUAAUAUUAUCAAUACUCACCUAUCAGUAUUUUCCUAUCGUCACAAAUUCGUGUCAUUUUACGCUUAAUUUCCAACUUUCCUAUCAUCAGUCUUAAGUACACGAAAAUUACAUUCACGAAUUCCAAGAAAAGCUUUGUUGAAAAACAUUCUCCAAUAUCUGGCCAAAAAACAUCAUGUUCACAUUAGUUUAACAAUUUAAUACCUGGCCAAAGAAAAAUAUGUUAACAUUUUUGUAACAAUUAUAUCAAACCCUUCUCAGUUGAAAUAGGUUUGGGUAUCAGGAAGUCUUGCACUUUUACAGUAUAAAGGCAUCUUUUCUUGUAGAACUUCGAAGUAUAUAAUAAGCGACAGCGUUCACAUCAACCUUUUCUACAAAUAUAUUGUUUUUGCAAACUGUCUGCCGCUGCUCUCUGCAGGAAAUGCGAUUUUGAAAGCGACAUUUUCCGGGGAAUUGUAUAGUAUCCAACCCGAAAUUCUUACGAACCGUUUAACUCAUGUGCCUGUGCUGAAACUGUCAUGCAACGAUGAUCGUUGCGUAACGAUGUAAGGCACGUGCAUGUGCCAGACUGAUGCGUACUAUAUCAACUCACGUGCCGUCUCAGUACGCGACUUUCAUCUAGUGUAUGUGAGACUUUAAGUUGAAAACUCCUCUACCGAAUACUCUUUUGCUUUUUUAUUCAGGUAAACUGGGUUUUUUUUUUUCUUAUCCAAAUGGAAAGAGUACAACAUCGAUCGUAUGUCAUAAAUUGCGCGAUGAAACUGCUCCAAAAACCAGGACAGUGUCGCAGCUGAACAUGCGCAGCUCAGUGAAUUCAUUUUCGAAAGAUUUCCAUCAAAACGACCAACACUUCCUGGAUUUAGAAGUCUCCUUAAUUACUAUUCGAAACAAAAUCUCCCUUUCUUUGAUCUUUGUAGCAAAAUAACCUCGACCCCUUAAAGCUGUUCAUUUAAUAUCGUGAUAAAUAGCUGUUUAUAUCAAGAACAAUAUUGUUAUACUUUAGAGCCAAAUCUUGAGUAAUUUGUUUCUCAUAUGUUGAUUAGUCUAAUCGGAUCAUAUCUAAUUUCAGACCAGUUAUAGCGAUGUAUCUUCUGUGGCUAAUUUCUAUGAUUGGCGCUGUCGCGUGUCAAGGUGAGUUUUCUGCAAUAGUUUUUUUACCAAUUUUUAACUCUGAUAUGAUAUUUCCUUUAACAAGAUCUGUUCUGAUGUGUUUCACGGCAUUAUUUUAGAGUGUAGGGCCAACAUAUGUGUAUUCUUUUUGCCAGAUUUGUCCGAUUCAACUGUCUAAAAAAAUAAUACGUCGACUGAAAACAAUCAAGAAAACUCUAAAACUCAUUAUUACUUGGAAAACUAUAAAUAUCGCUGCUAUUUAGUUUAUAGUGAUAAACGCUUUAUACUGGGCUGCAUUUUCACAAAUAGUCAGCAUGAAAAUGUGACGACCAAAUACUGAAGGUGAAUCAAUAUUAACAAUGAUUUUAAGUGGUCUUGAGAAAUAUGGAGUUUAUCAACUAAUGCAUCAGGGGAUAACUACUAAUCAAAUUCUUUCUACUUCCCAAUUAGAUUAUGCCUACUUGUCUGAUCAAAAAGGUAAGGUUACAUGGAACCAUUAACAUCAUUUGUAUAGACUAUGAACAGAAGAUUAUAUGUGGAAAAAUUGCAAUAUCAUUUAUCCAACUAUAAAACCAGGCUUUCGUGUCUCGAAAUUGAAAACAUCAAGUGACCAAAUCAUAGAUAGACUUUUUUCACUUCUGUCCGAUGUCGUAAAUAAACCAUAGCCAAUCACAUAGCUCGUUAUAAAACAAAUGUAAACAAGGGACUAUUUUCUCUUCUCAGUCCAUUCGUAUAUUUUGAAUACCCGCUGACUGCUAGUGUUUCUUUCCAUCAGCUCCAGGCCCAGCAAACUGGUCCCAAGUCUUCCCACAAUGCGCCGGGCAACUUCAGUCACCUGUCAACAUUGAGACAAAGAAAGUGAAGAAGAAAAGCUAUCCUGAUCUCGAAAUCAGUUUUGACAACCCAUGUGGCCGAGUAACUGGAAAGCUGCUUAAUGGCGGCCAUUCUCCUGUUUUCAACAUCGACAGCUCAAAGGGGGGCGCUAAACUUAGUGGCGGUCCUUUAGAGUGUGACGAGUACGCUCUUCAACAAUUCCAUUUUCAUUUUGGAUGCGAAAACAAUCGCGGAUCAGAGCACUUGAUUGACAACCAGACUUUUCCAGCUCAGGUGUGUAGUAGUUCUUGUAAUCAGAGGAAAAAUAAAAUUACCAAGUGUCCCUAUGAAUAACUCUCAAGAAGUGCACCAGAAAAAAUCGUUUAAAAUCGAUCUUAAAACUUUAUCAGCAGUCACAGAAUUCUUUAAUUGUUUAAACUGCCUUCACCGUGAGAAAGUCUCACCUUAAAAGUCUCAACAAUAGUUUAGAUUACUCUAGUUUAUUUCAGGCAUCAACACAAUUUUUAUUCUGUCUUUUUCACGUUUUACCAAUACUGCUAACUAAUGCUUCUUUAUCUGUUUUUCUUCAGCUUCAUUUGGUUUUCUAUAACAAAAAGUACAACUCCUUCAAGGACGCAGUGGAUAAACCGGACGGUUUAGCAGUUUUGGGAAUCCUUCUCACGGUAUGAACUCAUAAGAGUUUCCAACAACUUAUACUUGUCUAAUGAUUUGGACUUUUGCAUGUUGAUAAGUUAAACUAAACACUGGAUAAGUUCUACAAACAGCUUGAAAAUGCUUUUUUUGUGUAUUGUUUUGCAGGCCGCCUGCCCAGGAAACAGGGUUCUAGGAAAUUUAGCCAAUAAACUGAAAAAAGUGAUUGACGAAGGUAAAUCGGGAACUUUGAUCGAAGAAAACAUUUAAUCAUGGAGUGCAAUUAGUUUAAAGUUUUAAAACAGACUUUCUGAAAUAAGGCUCAUUUGAGAUUUACCUUUUGUUUGAAGUUUUUUCUAUAUUUGCAGUCUCUUAAGCAAUUCUAAGACCACAGGCCCUUUUUACUGAGAUUGCAAUGAUUCGCCUGUGCAUCACUUUAUCACAAUAAUUAGAUGAAUACUAUCAUCGCCUUAGUUUCCAGUUUAAACUCUUCUCUGUGUUCCAUUGACGUCUCUUUAUCGUCUUGAUCAUUUCAAGGUGCCAGCACCAAUGUAACCGCUGCGGAUGGCAUUAAACUGAAUUACCUCAUGCCCUACAAUAACAAACAAGUCGACGAGGAUGAAGAUGAAGACGAAACCGAUGAUAAUGACGUCGCUAACAGCAAAGAAGAUGACGAUGAAGAAAGCGAAAAGAAAAUACGUUACUACACCUAUAAAGGCUCCCUUACCACCCCUCCCUGCUAUGAAUCUGUCACCUGGAUCGUUUUCAAGGACAAAGUCAAAAUUUCUAACACUCAGGUUAGUUGCAGGAAGUGUAAACGAAAAAAAAAAACAGAUAUAAUUGGCAAGAUGACUAAGAAAUGGAAAAAAGAACAAAACUAUGCUUAGUUACAGAAAAACGGCUGGGUUGCAAGUAGACUAAUUUAAAAGAGUGGCGUCCAUACUCGAUUUUUAAAAACAAUAUAAGAUGGGAAAAGUGCCAUAUAUAAUUUCUUAUCAUUCCUUGUAGUGGUUUCUGGAGCUGACUCAUUUCUGCUUUAUUUAAUUUGAUGGAUUCCAACCAACCACGAGUUUUAUGCAAGUAACCGUGACUGGUUUCAACUGUUUAAUCAACUUUUGUCUUUUACGAGCCAAACCCAAGAGUUCCUCUACAUUUUCAUGUCGGCCAAAGACACAAAAGUCAACCAUUUGCUUUUUGGUUUGUAGUCCAAGCCGUCAAAAAAAAAAACUGUAGAGAAGGAAAUUGUUGUACUAUUUCUGUUCGACAAAGGUCAAAGCGAAAAUAUUUUUUCUUCUUUCCUCAGCUCAACAAGUUCAGGAAACUGAAGGCUCAGCACGGUGGUGCCCCUGGUUUGAUGUGUGACAACAUUCGACCGGUACAACCGCUGUACAAACGCAAGGUGUAUUCUGUCGUCUCAAGCAGGGACUAAACACCCACAGCAGCUCAGUAACACUUGUAGUGGCCCUGAUUGUUCGAAGGGUAGAUAAUGCUAUCUAAUGGAUAAAUCUCUAUCAGUGGAUAGCAAAUUAAAAUUACGUUUUGUUAACCUCUACCCGCUGGAGAGCAUUAUUUAGUUCCUUCGAACAACCGACGGCAGGUCUUGCUUCGAAAAGGAGAUUAUUGAAUAACAAUAGUUUAUUAUCUUAGAAAAAUGUGUAAAUAUUGUUGUAACUGAUUUUAAAAUAUUUC
Messenger RNA from Pocillopora meandrina, 4864 nucleotides. The record is from the annotation of a GenBank genome assembly. NCBI's taxonomy places the organism in Eukaryota, Metazoa, Cnidaria, Anthozoa, Scleractinia, Pocilloporidae.